This is a messenger RNA of Pelecanus crispus (Dalmatian pelican), 1492 nucleotides long. The record is from RefSeq and is a predicted model, not a curated record. Lineage: Eukaryota; Metazoa; Chordata; Aves; Pelecaniformes; Pelecanidae.
AAGUCACCACAGUGACAGUAGCCAACGUUGGUGCCUCCGCAGACAAUGUUUUCACUACAUCUGUGGCAAAUGCAGCUUCAAUUUCAGGACACGUGUUGUCCGGGAGAACGGCCCUCCAAAUUGGGGACAGCUUGAAUACUGAAAAAGCCACUCUCAUAGUGGUUCACACGGACGGCAGCAUUGUAGAAACCACGGGGUUGAAGGGGCCAUCAGCACCUCUCACACCAGGACCGCAAUCUCCUCCUACCCCUUUAACAUCCGUCCAAGAAAAAACUGGAACCAAGUAUAACUGGGACCCGUCUGUGUAUGAGAACGAGCUCCCGGUGAGGUGCCGGAAUAUCAGUGGCAUUCUGUAUAAAAACAGACUCGGCUCAGGAGGCCGUGGUAGGUGCAUUAAGCAAGGGGACAACUGGUACAGCCCUACGGAAUUUGAAGCUAUGGCGGGACGAGCCAGCAGCAAAGACUGGAAGAGGAGCAUCCGCUAUGCCGGGAGGCCGCUGCAGUGCCUUAUUCACGAUGGGAUUUUAAAUCCACACGCUGCCUCUUGUACUUGUGCUGCUUGCUGCGACGACAUGACUCUGAGUGGCCCCGUACGACUCUUUGUACCAUAUAAAAGGCGGAAAAAAGAAAAUGAAAUGCCUGCAACUGCAGUGAAGAAGGAUUGCUCCAAAAACAUCACUCUGCUUCCUGCCACAGCUGCUACUACAUUCACCGUGACUCCUUCUGGACAGAUCACUACCUCCGGUGCUCUGACAUUUGACCGUGCAUCGACAGUGGAAGCCACAGCAAUUAUCUCGGAAAGCCCGUCCCAGGGUGACGUAUUCACUGGAGCCGCUGUUCAAGAUACCAACGUCCAGCAGCCUUGCCGAGUCAAUCACCCCGAACCUCACUACCCAAGUUACCAGGACAACUGUCAGAUUUCAGCUUUUCCUGAGGCUGCGCUGCCGACAUCUCAUCCCAAGAUUGUGUUAACCUCACUCCCUGCCUUGGCAGUGCCCCCCACGACCCCCACCAAAGCCAUAUCCCCUUCGGUGGUGAACGGGCUGGAAGUGACGGAGCAGCGGAGCUGGCUGUACUUGGAAGAGAUGGUCAACUCGCUGCUCAACACGGCCCAGCAGCUGAAGACUCUCAUUGAACAGGCCAAACAGGCCAGCUCCUCCUUCCGCGAGGCCGCGGUCACGCAAGCAAAAAUUCAAGCUGAUGUGGAGAGGAAAGAGCAGUCCUGUGUCAACUGUGGUCGUGAGGCAACGAACGAGUGCACAGGAUGCCAUAAAGUCAACUACUGCUCCACUUUCUGCCAGCGGAAGGACUGGAAGGACCACCAGCAUAUCUGCGGCCAGUCGGCCACGGUGACGAUGCAAGCCGACGAGGUGCACGUCACGGACAGCGUAAUGGAGAAAGUCGCUGUCUGAGCACACCUACCUCUUCAGCCGUUCAUGAGCGACAUGGCGCGGCCGGCUGGAUCGGCAGCCCAGCGUGAACGGUCUGUCCU